AUGAGCUGCUGUGUGCCAGCCUGCUCCUGCUCCAGCUGUGGCUCCUGUGGGGGCUGCAAGGGGGGCUGUGGCUCCUGUGGGGGCUGCAAGGGGGGCUGUGGCUCCUGCGGGGGCUGCAAAUCCAGCUGUUGCAAGCCCUGCUGCUGCCAAUCCAGCUGUUGCAAACCCUGCUGCUGUGAGUCCUGCUGUUGCAAGCCCUGCUGCUGUGAGUCCUGCUGUUGCAAGCCCUGCUGCUGCCAGUCCAGUUGUUGUAAACCCUGCUGCUGCCAGUCCAGCUGUUGCAAGCCCUGCUGCUGUGAGUCCUGCUGUUGCAAGCCCUGCUGCUGCCAGUCCAGCUGUUGCAAACCCUGCUGCGGCCAGUCCAGCUGUUGCAAGCCUUGCUGCUGCCAGUCCAGCUGUUGCAAACCCUGCUGCUGCCAUUCCAGCUGUUGCAAGCCUUGCUGCUGCCAGUCCAGCUGUUGCAAACCCUGCUGCUGUCAGUCCAGCUGUUGCAAACCCUGCUGCUGUCAGUCCAGCUGUUGCAAGCCCUGCUGCUGCCAGUCCAGCUGUUGCAAACCCUGCUGCUGUCAGUCCAGCUGUUGCAAGCCCUGCUGCUGUCAGUCCAGCUGUUGCCAGCCCUGCUGCUGUCGGUCCAGCUGUUGCAAGCCCUGCUGCUGUGAGUCCUGCUGUUGCAAGCCCUGCUGCUGAG
Messenger RNA from Dipodomys spectabilis (banner-tailed kangaroo rat), 688 nucleotides. Its product is annotated as keratin-associated protein 5-5-like. The transcript has a single exon. The record is from RefSeq and is a predicted model, not a curated record. Lineage: Eukaryota; Metazoa; Chordata; Mammalia; Rodentia; Heteromyidae. Gene Ontology annotation, cellular component: keratin filament. Bases 1 to 687 code for a protein of 228 amino acids.